AAAUACCACAAACUGGUUCAGGCACUCUCAGUCUCAGGACUGACUUUGAAGUUUGACAGCUUACUUCACUUGAAGCCUCCUGUAAAACAGGGAACAUGACGUCGAUGUCAUGCAGCUCUCGUCUCAGCAAGGCCGUGCGGGAGCAGUACAUGAGCCUGCCUCAGGGAUCAAAAUGCCAGGUCACCUACAUCUGGAUUGAUGGCACCGGAGAAGGGCUUCGCAACAAGACGAGGACUCUGGAUGCAGAACCAACAAGCAUAAAAGAUAUACCUGAGUGGAACUUUGAUGGCUCAAGCACCUACCAGGCCGAAGGCUCCAACAGUGACAUGUACCUCAUCCCGGUCCGCAUGUUUAGGGAUCCGUUCACCCUCGACCCCAACAAACUGGUUCUCUGCGAGGUCCUGAAAUACAACCAUUUACCUGCUGAAACUAACCACAGAGCCAGCUGCAACAAAGUGAUGGAGAAGGUCAAAGAGCACUGUCUGUGGUUUGGGAUGGAGCAGGAGUACACGCUUUUAGGGACAGACAAACAUCCAUUUAGUUGGCCUCCAAAUGGAUUCCCAGCACCCCAAGGCCCUUACUACUGUGGGGUGGGGGCCAACUGUGCUUACGGAAGGGACAUUGUGGAGUGCCACUACAAGGCCUGCCUCUAUGCUGGGAUCAAAAUCUACGGCACCAAUGCUGAAGUUAUGCCAUCUCAGUGGGAGUUCCAGGUGGGUCCCUGCGAGGGUAUUGAGAUGGGUGACCAUUUGUGGGUUGCACGUUUCCUGUUGCAUCGCAUCUGUGAAGAUUUUGGGAUUUUAGCAACAAUGGACCCCAAACCGCUGAAGGGCUGGAACGGAGCUGGUUGCCACACAAAUGUCAGCACCAAGCAGAUGAGGGAAGAAGGAGGACUGCAGUACAUCGAGCAGGCCAUCGAGAAACUGAGCAAAAGGCACGCUGAGCACAUUCAUGUGUACGACCCUCAUGAUGGCCAGGACAACAUCAGGCGUCUCACAGGUCGCUAUGAAACCUCCAGCAUCCAUGAAUUCUCUGCCGGCGUGGCCAACCGGGGCUCCAGCAUCCGCAUCCCUCGUCAGGUGGGGCAAGAGAAGAAAGGCUACUUUGAGGACCGCCGCCCUGCAGCGAACUGUGACCCGUAUGCAGUGACGGAAGCCAUCGCCAGAACUUGCCUAUUGGAAGAAAGAGAAGGAAAAAGAGAAGCAGCCAAGUAGAAGAAAAGCGGAGCCUUUUUUAAUAAUUUAUUAUAGUAGCAAUUUAUAAAGCAAUGCACACUCAUCUGUGAGUAAACUGGACUGGUCUAUAGGGAUUUAAUACUGUACAAGAUAUAAAAUAAUAUAUUAUGAUGAUGCUACAUUGAAUUAAACCUGUACUCUAUGUGUAACUUUAGAGAAAGUCAAAUAAAGA
This is a messenger RNA of Archocentrus centrarchus (flier cichlid), 1407 nucleotides long. RefSeq names its product glutamine synthetase-like. The transcript has 7 exons. The coding region runs from base 96 to 1214 and encodes 372 amino acids. Gene Ontology annotation, molecular function: glutamine synthetase activity. Gene Ontology annotation, cellular component: cytoplasm. NCBI's taxonomy places the organism in Eukaryota, Metazoa, Chordata, Actinopteri, Cichliformes, Cichlidae. The record is from RefSeq and is a predicted model, not a curated record.